AGAAAAUCACUUCCGUAUAGUCAGAGCUUUUCCAGCUGCCUGUACUUUGCCCUCUAUAGCUUUAGCCUUACAAUGACUAAAACAAAAGACAAGAAACGAGAAAAUGUCAGCAUUGCUUCGGAGAUUGACAGGCUGGAAGAAAGGCGGGAGCGUUGCCAUGACAACCUGGAUAGGGCGGAGUUUAAGAGCAGAAGGGCGAAGCUGUCCGAGGAGGAAAGACAGGAACUGGAAAACGAAAUGGCAAUCAUAAAUGAAAGAGUGCAAAAACUAGAUAAAGAGCUUGCAGUGUUGAGAGGGGAAAACCGAAGGAACAUGGUGUUGUCAGUGGCUCUGCUGACUAUCAGCGCUCUCUUCUAUUACAUGUUUUUCUACAAUGAGGAUGACACAUGAUGCCGCAGAAGACCUCAAAAGAAUCUGCUAUUCAUAACAGCCUUGCUACAGAAUGAUUGACUUCCUAACAAAAAGACUUAAACACACUAAAAGAAAUAAGCCAAAGGAUUGAAUGAAAUGUCUGUGUUUUGCCUCCAGGUGGCAUCGUCGCCAUGUAAGUGUCUCUCAUUGCAGAUUUGCCAAAGUUGCCAAAUCCACCAUCAUUUUUUAUUCCUUGAGAAUCCCAUGGACCAACAAAGAUCAUGAACGCUGUUGGUGAAAUUUCCCUGUGAAAUAAGUGAACAUGAUCUUCAGCGUGUUUCUAUCAUUGUUUAUAAAACACUUAUUACACAUAAGCACAUACUGAAUGUACAGUUUGCCUUAUUUAAGCCAGUUCCUCAUUAAAAACAACGCAUGUCUGCAUUUUCAGUCAUGUAUUUGACUUUUAUUUUAUAUUGCAUGUGUAAACUACAAAAAAAGCAGAAUGAUGUUAUUGUUUGCAUUGAUUCUAAAGGGACUUCCUACCACACUUACUGCAUGUAGUCGCAUGAGCAUACGAAAACAAAUAUACUGAACAAUGUUUUCCUGUAAAUAUGCAAUGUUUGGCUUGAUUUAUUUCCUUUUUGUAAAUAAAUACAUAUUCAACAGAUUUAAA
Messenger RNA from Cyprinodon variegatus (sheepshead minnow), 1024 nucleotides. RefSeq names its product coiled-coil domain containing 167 (gene ccdc167). NCBI's taxonomy places the organism in Eukaryota, Metazoa, Chordata, Actinopteri, Cyprinodontiformes, Cyprinodontidae. The coding region runs from base 73 to 390 and encodes 105 amino acids. The transcript has 4 exons. The record is from RefSeq and is a predicted model, not a curated record.